Messenger RNA from Dendroctonus ponderosae (mountain pine beetle), 761 nucleotides. RefSeq lists its product as uncharacterized. Gene Ontology annotation, biological process: lipid transport. The transcript is spliced from 4 exons. NCBI's taxonomy places the organism in Eukaryota, Metazoa, Arthropoda, Insecta, Coleoptera, Curculionidae. Gene Ontology annotation, molecular function: lipid binding. The coding region runs from base 81 to 650 and encodes 189 amino acids. Gene Ontology annotation, cellular component: extracellular region. The record is from RefSeq and is a predicted model, not a curated record.
CAUUUAUCAAUGCCACCACUUAGUCAAUUGGUGGCUGUCGCAGUUUGCUCAUCCGAAGUCGCUCCAUCCUCCUCCUCAACAUGUACAAGUUCGCUGUCGUUGCUGUUGUUGCCCUGGUGGCUCUUCAGGGUGUUCUGGCGAAGCCCAAAGCCAAACCAGCGGUGGAAAAGUCCCAAAUCGACGAACUGGCCGUGAAUGCGCGUCAAAUCAUCCACAACGUCAGCGCAGUGAUCGAAGGAAACCUCCCGGACUCCAAGCAGGUGUCGGACACCCUCACUCAAACCUCCCAACAACUCGCCGCUAAAGUCAAAGACGUGGUCGACAACCUGAACAAACAGGCGCAGGAACAUAAAGGAGACGUGGAGAAGGCAGUUACCCAGAUCAAAGCCAACUUGGCGACGGCGGCCGCCAAGCUGGAGGAGGCGAUCGGGCAAGAGGGCGUGAAGAAGGCCAAAGAGCUGAAGGCCAACCUGGACGAAGGCCUGAACAAGGCUGUUGCUGAAGCUGAACGGCUGGCCAAGGCUGCUGAACCAGAAGCCACCAAGGUGAAGAGCGACUUGACCGACCUGGCCAAGAAGCUGCUGGACGAAGUAGCGGACUUGGGCAAGCAGCUCAAGAGCGAACUGGACAAGAACGUCGCUAAAGCCUAGAGCGCGUCCAUGCACCAACUGUAUUAUUAGCUAGACUAAUGGACUUUUGACUGAUUUUCUGAAUUAUGUUUCUACUAAGAGGGACGAUGUGAUUAAACGUUGUCAGACGCA